Messenger RNA from Ciona intestinalis (vase tunicate), 2642 nucleotides. The record is from RefSeq and is a predicted model, not a curated record. NCBI's taxonomy places the organism in Eukaryota, Metazoa, Chordata, Ascidiacea, Phlebobranchia, Cionidae.
GUAGUUGUCGAAAGAAAGGUGUUGAAUGGUUGUCUGUGACGUAACCAUAAGGUAUAUUGUAAUUAAUUCCAUUGUUACGUCAACAUAGAAUCAUUGUUAAUAGAGUUUGUCACUUAAUAUGGACGAUAGCAAAUUAUGCGAUUCCCUUGUAACGUGGGCGUUGACGUUCGAUGUGAAAAUCCAACACAACAAUUACCUCGACUUCAUAGAUGGUGUUGUGAUGUCACAGAUACUUCAUCUAUUAGAUCCCGAAUAUUUCAACACUGAAUGGUUGGCGAGGAUCAAACAUGAUGUUGGAGAUAAUUAUCGAUUGAAAACAAACAAUCUAAGAAAAGUUUUGAACCAGAUGAUGUCAUACUUUCGAGAUGGUCUUGGAAACGUAUUUGUUGGAUUUGAAAUCCCGGAUGUUUCGGCCAUCAGUGAAAUGUCCGAUAAAAAUCAACUCGGUCGAAUGUUGCAACUUAUGUUGGGGGUUGCCGUUAACUGCCCAACUAAACAAAAUCGCAUUGAGCAGAUUAUGCAACUUGACGAGAACGUUCAACACGUUGUCAUGACAGCCAUCCAAGAAUUGAUGAGUCAUAAUCAACCUUGUAGUGAGGAUGACUCAGCAAAUAGUGACGAGAUGACUCAGCAAAUAAAGUUGAUUGAAACAAAACUAAACGAUGCAAUCGCGGAGAAAGAUGAAAUGGCUCAAAGAUGUCACGAGUUAGACAUGCAGGUGGCGAUGUUACACGAGGAGAAAGCCAACAUCCAGCAAGAAAAUCUUCAACUUCACGAACGACUGAAUGAGACAGAAAACCUUGAUGACCCGAGUUCCCCGGCUGCUAUUCGACAUUCACAGAUGAUGGGACAGAUUGAAGCUUUGCAGGAGGAAACUUACAGACUUGAAUCUGGUCGCGAUGAUUUUAAAUUACGCUGCGAAGUUUUGGAACAAGAAAUCGCUGACUCACAAUCAAAGGUUGAAGAAUUAUCCACUCUUGCCGAAGAAUCGAGGUUAUUGAAAGAUGAAAUCGAUUAUCUUCGUUCUGCCUCGGAUAAAGCAACCAAACUUGAAUCGACGAUCGAGAAUUAUAAAACGAAGUUGGAGGAGCUAGGUGAUCUCAGAUCUCAGGUGAAGAUACUGGAGGACAAGAACACGUCGUACAUGGAACAAACGCUAAGUUUGGAAGAAGAAUUAAAGAAAGCAAAUAUGACGCGGACACAACUGGAGGCACAUAAACGACAAGUAAUCGAUCUCCACAACAAACUAACGGAGGAAACUCGACGAGCCGACAAAGCUGAGUUUGAAAGUAAAUCAAGAAACGAGAAACUUAAGAAUUUGGAAUCAGAGAAACAGCGAUUGUUAGCGGAACGCGACUCGCUGAGAGAAACAAAUGAUGAACUUCAACUAACCGCCCACCAGAGGGCACCUGGGUUCAUGAGCGAACAAUUGCUUGGGGAGGGCGACCCGAUGAACCUUGAAGCAAAAGAGCGAAUGAUUCGUCUUCAACACGAAAACAAAAUGUUGAAACUGAAACAAUCCGAUGCUGGGGAGGAAAAAAUUAACUCGCUCUCUACUGACCUCGAGUUAGCGAAUCAACGUAUUAACGAACUUGAGACUGAAAACAGAGUGAGCAAUAUGAAAAUCCUCGAACUUGGGGACCAGGUCCGCAACUUACGAUCGGAACUCGAUAAUAAAGAUGCGGAUUCCGAUGAUAACUUGGCCCUACGUCAAAAACUGUCGGAACAUUUGGAAUGCAAAUGCAUCGAAAAGCGGUCGACGAGCGACUCUCUCACACCACCCCUGGUCAAUCUUUUCUAGCACGGCAGCGACAAGUGUCGAGCGCUCGACGUGCACACCCGGGCUCUGUACAAAGCUACCUCACAACUGCAUAAUGAUGUCAUAAUCAUCGACAAAGAAGAUCUCGUAACUAAUCAAGCGUAACAGUCAUAUUUUAUUUCUAUGUUUUGUUGUCAAUUUAUGUUCGCAUGUUUUAUUUUCGCUCGACCAGGAAAGAAAUCGACUCACAACGCCACCAUGUGACAGAAACUCUUGCCAGUUGGACGUACAUGUGAUGUCAUACACGUGAUUGUGAUGUCAUACUCCGUUAUUUUCAGUUUUAAACUUCCGAAUUAUAAUUGCUGCCAAAACUACAGGGAGGAAAUGGAAACUCUUUUGUCUCACGUCUCAUUCAUUGUAUGAUGACGUCAUCGAGUAGUGACGUCACUAAGAAACACAGAAAUCAUCUAUUUAUUCUCUAUGCAGUUGCAUGUUUGUUGAACAUUAUGACGUAACAAUGUUUGGUAUGACGUGUUGUGAAGCUUGCAUUCCAGUAUUUUCACAUUAUUCGAAAUAUUUUGUUUAAAUUAUUUCGUCCCCAGAGAUGUUCGUUUCACCCCGCCCACACGAGGAAACAAUACGUACAUAACCUGGUGGUGAUAAGGACAAUCUUGUAAAUAAUUUGUAUAAAAUAUAUGUCCAUCGUAUUUUAUUGCUUGGUACAAAUUUUAACAAACUUAUAUUUUUCAUCAAAUUACAAGAUAGAGGUGAAAAUAUUUUUGUUUAUUUUAAUUUAUGACGUAGCUGGUCGGUCUUUGGUCUCAUCCGUUUUAGAAAAAAGAUUUUGAAACGUUUGAGAUGCGAAAUAAAAAUGAAGUCGAAA